AUGUCAGUCAAAGAUUCUGCUGUCAUAAAUGUGGGUUACCCCAUUUAUGGGUCGAAAUUUAUUAAUAAUAAAACUUUAGUUACUAUUGGUGGUGGUGGUGAAGGUAAAAAUGGGAUUCCAAAUAAAAUAACAGCAAUUAAAUGUAGCUUCAAGGCUGAAGAUAAGAAUCGACGUUUACAGAGAUUUAGAGAAAUUGAAUUACCUGCUAAUGAAGAUUGUCCAAUGUGUUUGGAUGUUGCUAAAAUUCCUGAUGAUGAUAGUGAAAUCAGUAUAACUUCAAACUCAAAAAGUAAUAAUUAUAAUGUUUUCUUUGGUUGUAAUCAAUCAAGUCAAUUGAUCAAAUCGAUGAAUAUAAACAAUAACAUAAGAAAGUAUGUUUUCACCCAAAAUGAACAUUUACAAUUUAUUGAUGGUGCUCAAUUCGAUGACAAUAUAACUAAUGAAAGUGUUGGAGAAUAUCCAAAAAUCAUUGCAUUAUCUCCUAAUAGUUCUGUGGGUUGCUUUAUGACUUCUGCUAUACCUUCAUCCAUAUGCGUAUUCAAGCCUGAUACUUUAGAUAUAACUUUUAAGUUCACUCCUGAAAAAGAAGUUGAAAUUAAAGAUUUCCAUUUAAGUCCGAAUGAUGACGGUAAGACUUUAUGCUAUAUUACCUCGAACUCAAUCGAAACUUUUAGCACUGUUACCGGGAAUGUCAUCUCUUCAACUUCCUCAGACCCUGCAAUCACUAAAAUUUUAAAUAAUUUCAUCCUCUCUAAAGUUCGUUUUAUUGAUAAUUCCAAUGUCAUAGUCACCGGUGGUAAUCGUGGUGGUAAACCAGGUGCUUCAAUUUUUCAAUUUAAUUUAGCAGAGAAAAAAAUUGUGAAACGAAAACAGAUUUCUUCAAAAGUAAGAGGUAUUGUUGCAUUAGACUUUAAUUUGCCAAAAGAUUUGAUUGCUAUGGCUGGUAACGAUUUUUCAGUCAUUUUGGUUAGAUUAUCCGACUUUAAAAAUUUAAAAGUUUUUACCAAACUUCAUGAUUUUGCAGUGACAACUUUAUCAUUCUCUCCUAAUGGUCUUUCUCUUGCCACAGGAAGUGCAUCAAAUUCUUUACUUGUAUUGAAAUUACCUCCUAAUUUUGCUAAAGGUAAGUCUACUAUAGGUACGAUACUUAACUAUUUAAUCCUCACUAUAUUCAUUGCAUUAUUAGGUAUAUUCCUU
This is a messenger RNA of Hyphopichia burtonii NRRL Y-1933, 1197 nucleotides long. It is a transcript of the gene SEC12, whose product is annotated as Sec12p. The annotation marks the transcript as partial. Gene Ontology annotation, biological process: protein secretion. Gene Ontology annotation, molecular function: protein binding; guanyl-nucleotide exchange factor activity; GTPase activator activity. Lineage: Eukaryota; Fungi; Ascomycota; Pichiomycetes; Serinales; Debaryomycetaceae. The transcript has a single exon. Gene Ontology annotation, cellular component: endoplasmic reticulum membrane. The record is from RefSeq and is a predicted model, not a curated record.